Aureobasidium vineae is the source of this 2865-nucleotide messenger RNA. NCBI's taxonomy places the organism in Eukaryota, Fungi, Ascomycota, Dothideomycetes, Dothideales, Saccotheciaceae. The record is from the annotation of a GenBank genome assembly.
AUGGGUCCACGGCGNAAAAAGAACAAGCCAUCUACUGCUCAAGACGACCCCGACAGUACUCAGUCUGACAAUACUCUACCGCACAAAGUCCCACCACUAUCAACCACCCAGGGCAACUCUCAACAGCAGCGCGAUACGGAUAAAGCUCUGCCUGAUGCGAAACAGCCAUUCAAUGCCUCGGACUCUCCAACGACAUCCACAUCCACAGCCGACAAGCGAGGCAGCUGGUACAAGGGUGCUUCAUGGCGCUCAAAAGCCAACCCUGUCGCCCAAGCCACCCAUGAAAGCAUCUCAGUAAGUGGAGGCGCGACCAACGAGUCGCUAGCAGACACUCCCAAAUCUGGAGGCCGCUUCGUCCAUCCUUCAUUGCGACGCAGUUCCAAGUCAAUCCCAACAAUCUCGUCAGAGUCUAUCAAUGCCACAGGCAGCAAUGUCAAGACCGACAAGCCUGCCUUCUUCUCCGACAAUAUCAGGAAAUCAAGUGUCGACUUUAAGAAAGCUCCCAUCAAGGAACAAGAAGAUGACACUACCGACAACAAGAACUCAAAGCCAGACGAGAGUGUCAAUGAAGUCGCAAUCAAGACAGAUCAUGCAAAUGUCAGAGUCGCUGCCACUACAUCCUCUUCGACAGAUCUGAAGCCUCUUCCAGCCGAUGUAACCAAUCAGGAGACACCACAAACCGCGCCUGAAGCUCCAUUACCGCCAGAGCCCACACACGAUGCUGCCUCGGGCUGGUUUGGAGGAUGGUGGUCACGUCCUGAUGGAUACACUGAUCACUCUAGGAUGUUGAAAGCACAAGAUGAUCGUAAAGAAGCCUCGAGCACCCCGUUACCUUCGACGCCAGAACAAAAACCUACCCAGGAAACUAGUCUCAAUGUCGAGCCCAUCAACAUCAAUGAUACAAUGCACUCUAUCCGUAGUGUGGGUACCACUGCAUCGUCGCGCAGCUGGUUUGGCCUAUGGAGUAAUGCUCAGAACCAGCAACAGGCAGAGCAGGAGACAGCCACAACUCCCUCCAAGGACGCAUCGCCUGAUCGACCUGCGGCUAUCGAAGAGCAAGCGACCCAACCAGCCGACACACCAACGAAGAAGCCCACAGCACCAGAAAUCAGACAAAGAGAAGAGACGCCGCAAAACAAGUCGUCAGGCUGGGCUUUCUGGUCGCGAGCUCAAGGAAAAGACGAGAGCGAAACCCCCAACGGUACACAGCGACAGGUCGGAGAACUUGCCGUUGCAGACACACCCUCGCAAUCUCAUCCCGAAGCUGCUCAGUUCAACGAGCAGCGCCAGCAAAAAGCAAAGCCAACCAAGCUCAAUCUUUCAACCAUCAACAACAGCAGUUCCACAUCACUCUCGUCAACUAGUCAGCCUCAGGUUGCCCUGAAAGACGCCGCCAUCAAAGCACCUGACACGACUAAGAAUGCGAUCGAUGCAAGAACACCAAAGCCUCAAGCACAUUCCAAUCUCGUUAUACCCAGCUUCGACGAAAGCUACUCUCCUGAAUAUAUCCCUUCGUACCGCGAGCGUCUCACCACGUACGUCGCCUCUACUCUUCGUCUCAUCGACAUGCCCACCGCUCCCAAGCACGUUUCAAUCACACCAACUCCACCAAAGAUAAAGAAUGCCAUCGCCAUUGGCGUGCACGGUUAUUUCCCUGCACCCCUGAUCCAAAAGGUGCUCGGUCAACCUACAGGAACCUCGAUCCGCUUUGCCAACUAUGCUUCGACUGCUAUCCGUGAUUGGGUCCAAACCAAUCAGCCCGACACGCCUUGCGAGAUCGAAACAGUCGCUCUGGAGGGCGAAGGCUUCAUCGCUGACCGGGUCGCUACUCUGUGGAAACUCAUGCUGAACUGGCUGUCUCAUCUUCGCCAAGCUGAUCUCAUCCUCGUCGCCUGCCAUUCUCAAGGUGUCCCAGUCGCCAUCAUGCUAGUUCACAAACUCCUUCAACUAGGUUGCCUUUCACCUCAUGCCAAAAUCGGCAUAUGCGCCAUGGCAGGCGUCAACCUGGGGCCUUUCGCAGACUACAAAAGUAGAUGGCUAGGUGCAGGCGCCGCGGCCGAGUUGUUCGAGUUUAGCAGACAGGACAGUCGAGUCAGUACCGAAUACAAAACUGCUCUCGAUGGUGUGUUGAGACAUGGCGUGAGGAUAACAUAUUGUGGUAGCAUCGACGAUCAGCUGGUCUCUCUUGAGGUAUGUAUUUUCCGUCGGUUUCCUUCUGUCAUCCUCUUACUAAUUCUUGGUCAUAGNUCUUCCACAUUCACAACCCUCACCCAUCCCUACGUCUAUCGUGCCGUCUUCGUCGACGGUCGCCUGCAUGCCCCCGACUUUCUCUCGCACCUCGUCGCCUUCGCCCUUAAACUCCGUAAUUUGGGUGUCUCCGACCAUGGCCUCAUCCGCGAACUCUCCCUCCCUCUAGCAGGCUCUCUCUACGGCGGCGAAGGCCACUCCCGCAUCUACGACGAUCCAGCAGUCUACACCCUCGCCCUCCGCUUCUGCCUCGAGACCACCGACCUACCCACCACCGCUUCCUCUACCCCUGACGCAACUUCCCUUCGUUCUUCCCGAGCUGGCCCUCCCUCCUCCGUCAGCGCCGCAAAUUCCCUACGCAGAGGCAGUGUUUCUGCAUCUUCCAUCUCUGGCAUCACUCCCACAUUUGCAGACUUUGAAGUCCCGGCUAGUGGCAGUAAUGCCAAUCCUUACUUCUUACCUUGGGCAUUGCGAGGCAUUCUUGAAGAAGAAAUUGUGAAAGGGGACAUGAAGGAUGAAGUUCAGAAUCUGGUCAAUGAGUUUGAGGAGUGGAGGCCGGUUAGUAAGGUGCUCAAGGAUGUGAGGUUUAGAUUAGAGGGGGUGAGGAGUAAACUUUGA